Molecule: messenger RNA, 1740 nt
Organism: Cercospora beticola
Lineage: Eukaryota; Fungi; Ascomycota; Dothideomycetes; Mycosphaerellales; Mycosphaerellaceae
Product: trichothecene efflux pump
Biological process (GO): transmembrane transport
Cellular component (GO): plasma membrane
Molecular function (GO): transmembrane transporter activity
Source: RefSeq, a predicted model, not a curated record
AUGGCCGAGAAGAACCCUGAUAGCAAGACGAUGCCGAAACACAUUGAAGAGCUGGAGAGAACUCACACGAACAUCGAUGUGAUUGAAACUACUCAGGAAAGUCCCUAUGGCGAGGUCAAUUUCAUGGGGACUUAUGUCGCCGUUACAUUGGCUUGUUGUGCGAGUUUCGCAGGUUUCAUUAUGCCUGUGACUUCACUUCAGCUGAUCGAACGAGACUUGGGUGUGUCGCCGAAUGCUAUCUGGAUCGCGUUGGGCUGGAUUCUAUUGUCUGCAGUGUCCUUCAUCCUUCUGGGCCGCUUGUCUGAUAUUUUCGGUCGGAGAUGGUUUUUCACUGGAUGUACGGUGUCGGCUCUGAUCGGAUCGAUUAUUGGAGCUACAGCGCAGCAGACUGAGGUUUUGAUCGCUGCGUCGGUUUUCCUGGGAUUGGGUUCUGCUGGACAGCUUUCGUUUAAUUAUUCUCUUGGUGAACUUGUCCCCAUGCGCCAUCGUUUCGCGGUCAAUGGUUUCAUCUUCCUCGCGACUCUGCCAUUUUCUGGUCUCGGUCCUUAUUUGGCUCGUCUGAUGAUCAUCAACACGAGUGCGGGCUGGAGAGGAAUCUACUAUUUGACUAUUGGACUUAACGCUGCUUCUACGGUCUGCUGGGUUCUGUUCUACCAUCCCCCAACCUUCGACAAUUUACAUCGCAACCGCACCAUCGGAGAUGAGCUGAGGGAAUUGGACGUCGGUGGUAUCUUCCUCUACGUCGCUGGCUUCUUCUUGUUCUUGCUUGGGUUGGCAUGGGGUGGUACUGUACAUCCUUGGAGCUCGGCAUAUGUGAUUGCUCCGCUCAUCAUUGGAUUCUUCACGCUUGUGGCUUUUGUGCUUUAUGAGAUCUUCAUGAAUCUUCGCCGCCCGCUUAUCCCCAUGCAUCUUUUCCGCAAUUUGGACUUUGUGAUUGUGAAUAUCCUCUCCGCGGUCGGAGGCGUGGUUUACUAUUCGGCGAAUACUUUAUUCCCCAUCAUGGUCGCCUCGCUCUAUACCACUGACCCUAUCGAAGGCGGUCUCGUGGCCAGCUGCGUGGGCGCUGGAGUCUGUGCCGGCCAAUUCAUCGGAUCCUGGAUCGCUGUCCCCGGAGGUCAAAUGAGACUGAAGCUCGUUUUCAGUGCCGUAGGGCUCUGUGCAUUCGUCGCAGGACUUGCUGGUGCAACUGACAGUAAAGCUGCGGGCUCUGCACUUGCUGUCUGUGGAGGACUGAUGGUUGGCCUUUUGGAGGUUAUUGUGAGCACGGUUGUCACGAUUGUUAUUGAUGAUCAAUCAGAGAUUGGAGCUGCUGCUGGUGUGUUUGGGAGUAUUCGAGCUGCGGCUGGUGUGCUCGCGACCGCCAUCUACUCAUCUGUUCUCAUGAACAAGUUGACCGAAUACACGGCGAGCGAUGUUGUUCCUGCAGUGGUCGCUGCUGGCCUUCCUGUGACAUCUUUGGAGGCAUUCUUGACUGCGUUGUCUACGGGAAAUACAGCAGCUCUCCAAGAGAUUCCUGGCGUAACUCCUGCAGCUAUCGGGGCUGGAGCCGCAGCGUUGAGAGAGGCGUACGCGAAGGCCUUUAAGAUUGUCUGGCUCGCAACUCUCGCAUUCGGUUUGCUCGCCGUUGUUGCUUCGUUCUUCACGACGAAUAUCGAUGACAGGCUCUCGCAUGACGUUAUUCGACGACUGGGUGCCAAACAAAAGGUGGCAGACGUGGAGAAGAAAGAGGUUGAUGAGUGA